This is a messenger RNA of Octopus bimaculoides (California two-spot octopus), 7979 nucleotides long. RefSeq names its product arf-GAP with Rho-GAP domain, ANK repeat and PH domain-containing protein 2. Gene Ontology annotation, cellular component: cytoplasm. Gene Ontology annotation, biological process: signal transduction. Gene Ontology annotation, molecular function: protein binding; GTPase activator activity; phosphatidylinositol-3,4,5-trisphosphate binding. NCBI's taxonomy places the organism in Eukaryota, Metazoa, Mollusca, Cephalopoda, Octopoda, Octopodidae. The record is from RefSeq and is a predicted model, not a curated record.
AGGGACGGGGAAAAUGAGGAAAAACGUGAUUAGAUGGUAGAUGAUAAAAUAAAUAGGACAUAGGAGUGUCGGUGAGGCACCGAAGAGAAAGAGGGUGAAAAAGUUUUGUCAACCGGUGCGGACAUUUCUACAAACUUUUAGUUCGACGGCCUCGAAUUUGUAUAUAAAAAUAUAUACAUAAAUAUACAUAUAUAUAUCACAUGUAUAUAUAUAUAUAAGAUGUGAGAAGAUUUUAUGGCAUACUUAAAACAUUUUAAAGUGGUUAAAGCUAACUAAAUUCUCUCGGAAAUUAUACAUUAGCAUCUUUUUAAUUCACACUUGUUAAUGCAACUUGUCUAAAUAGUUCUACAUUCUACAUAAACAUACACACAUGCUUGUGUGUGUUUAUCAAGCACGAAUGCCUAGCAACCUUUUGUGGAACCCUAGGGUUCGAAGAAAUCUUGACUGGAAAAUACUGAUUUAGCCCCUGGUCAGCCUUGGCUCAUUAGACCUAUUGAUCAAAGAUGGAUCCAAACUUUGACAGACUAUGUCAUUGGCUCAAACAAAUGGAACUGGAGCAGUAUGCACCACUAUUCAAGAAAAGUGGAAUAAUAAACCUUGAUCAGUGUGCACACCUUAAUAGUGAGAAAUUGGAUAAACUUGGUGUUAAUCUUUCUGGUCAUCGUAAACGAAUCCUUGCUAAUCUUCCCAAUACAAAUGACUACUGCUUGGCUGCAAACUUAUAUCCUGAAAGUCCUGAAUCAGUGCAUCCUCCUUUACUUCCUCCAAAAAUCAAACCUGUACACCGUAAAGAUGCAGAUGCACUCUUUGGUGUAUCUACACCAACUAGUAAUUCUGAUUGCAGUUCAUUGUUUGAGAAACCAGUCCCUAGACCACGAACAACUGUUAAGAAAACAAGUGAGGAGGAAAUCCUUCGUCCUAUUCCCAAACCACGGGCUAGAACUACUACUCCUGUUCAUGAGCUUGAAUCUAAAACAAUUGGUGCAAUUCCACCCAGUAUAACAACUAGUAUAAUUCCACCGGUUGUUUCUACAACAGAAAGUCUUAAUAUAUCAAUGAGAGAUAAAGCAAAUGGAUCACAAGGAUCUGAACAUCAAGCUCUUAGGAGCCGUUCAACCCUGCUAGCAUUUGACCCUCUUUUUACAGGAGAAAUCAAUAACAAUGACAGCAGUGAUGCAAAAAAACCUAAAAACUGGACUGACACUAAUAAAAACCCACCUGUCAGUGAUUCAGGUUCUAGUGCAAGGAGUAAAUCAGAGGUAUAUGAGGAUCUUUGGCGUUUAAAAAGUAAAACACCAGUUAAAUCUUUCCAAUCUUUCCAAAAGAAUGCCAUUUCUGAAGAUGAAAAUAAUUGUGAUAAUCACCUCAGUUCUGAUGAAGAUUUUGAUAUGAAACCCCCUCCCUAUCCUCCUCCUCAAUUGCCUUUGAAUCAAGCUCCUCCAAUACCACCAAGAAUUAAUGAGAAACCUAAAUCUAUUGAAGAUGAUGACAUUAUUGAUGCAUUCCCGAAUAAUGAUCCAUUUGUGGAUUUCAGUUCAGAAUGUGAUCUCUUCAAUAAAAAGCCUUGUCUGACAAUUAGUGAUGAAUUCGGUCCCUUUGGACAUUUUCGGGAUACAUUUUGUCCCAACACCAGGCCAUAUCUUUACCCUUCAUUGUCUGGUUUAGGCGCUAUGAGUCAAGCAGAUGAUGAUGAUUCCACUAGUGAUGAAGAAUCAAGUGUCAAUGUUAGUUUGACAACGUCAACAGAACGUAUCGCUCCAGGAGGAGCCAAAAUCACAUCUGGUGUCAGUUCGCCACGUUCAUCAGAAAGAAGUGGUUACCUCUACAAACAAGGAGGAGUGCAGGGUAACAAAGGUUGGCGAAAACGGUGGGUGAUAUUCAAUGGCAGUGAUUUGCGAUAUUAUGUCAAUCCCAAGACACAAAUAUCAAAACGAAUAAUUCCUGUGUCUUGUAUGCAAGACGUACAACAAGAUAUCAAGGAAACACAAUACAAGUUCAUUUUGAAAACCAAAUAUCGCAAUUUCUUGUUUUAUGCUGACACUCUGGAUGAUAACAUAUUGUGGUGCAGUACGUUGAUUGAAGCAAUACAUAAAUACAGGCCUCCUGCAAAUGGAUUUGCCGCUGGUGGAAGUAUGUCUUAUCCUGACAAAAAAGGAAUUAUCAAGUUUGAAACUGAAAGGGCAAAAGUCUUUGUAGCACUGAAAGGCAGUAUUCUAUGUUAUUACCACAAUCAAAGGGAUUAUGAAAUUGCUUCUCCAAUUCAUGAGAUUGACAUGAAAUUGGCAGCAGUGAAAGAACUUGCUCGAAAUAAACUUCAAUUAUGCACGCAUUACUGCAACAUAAACAUGGUAUUUGAUAACCCUCAGGAAACGAAAGAAUGGAAAUUGGUGUUGACUAAUGCAAUUGACUCUGCACUAGUAGAUUUACAGAUUGCAAGGAAAAUCUGGGAGAACAAUAGCAACAAACAUUGUGCUGACUGUGGAAUGGAAGAACCAACUUGGGCUGCUAUAGACCUAGGCAUGGUGUUUUGUUUGAAAUGUUCAGGAAUUCAUCGAGAUUUUAAUAUAGUGAAGUCAAUGACUUUGGAUGUUAAAGUAUGGACUACAUCACUAAUAGAAUUACUUCUUAGAAUUGGCAACGAGAAUGCAAAUAACUUUUGGGAAUUUAAUAAAAAUCCAGACUUUGUCAUUGACUGGGACACGAAUGAAGCAGAACGUAAGCUGUUUAUUGAAAACAAGUACAAGAACAAAGCUUUUGUCAACUAUUAUCAUUGUUAUAAAAACCAUGAAGAGCUAAAUGAGGCCCUCCUAAAAGCUGCACAGGACGAUGAUAUACUGAAGACAAUGAGAAUUCUGUAUUCAGGAGCAGAUAUAAAUUAUUAUUCACCUAACAACCCUAACAUGACAGCUUACCAACUUGCUAAAUCUUCUGGACAGAGACUACAAAUAGAAUUUCUUCUUCAGAACCAGUGUGAAAGAAAGAUGAGUUCACAACAGGAAUCAGGCGAUGAGUUAGCAUUGUCUUCCAAACGCAACGGGGUCAACUAUGAAGGAUAUUUGCUCAAAACUGGUGUCAAUAUGAAAGAAAAACGUGCAUCUGUAUUGAUCAAAUCCCGUGACUUUCUUCGGAGGUGGUGUCUGCUAGAACAUGGUCGACUUAGUUAUUACGCUGACAAAAAGAAUACUGCUGCACGUGGUAGCAUUGAAAACACCCAGAUGCUGGUUAUACAGGCAACACAUACAGAAAAAUAUAAACAUUCCUUUGAGCUUAGCACAACACAAAACAACAACAGAAUUUACCAGUUUGCUACGGAUGAAUUAGAAGAACAGACGAAAUGGAUGCAGGCAAUAGCGAAGGUUUUCAGUCCAAACGAAGGUUUCUCAAAAAUAUCAGAAUCCAUGUUUGACCUUGCUGGCAUCUUUUAUAUCAAAUGGCAUGGAAUUGAAUGGACCAAAAGCUGGAUCAUGGUGUCAGGAAAAGAUUUAACAUAUCUAACAAAUGAAAAGACAUGGGAACAUCUAGACUUAAGGAAAACUAUUAAAAUGACCAAAAUUAACACACCUGAUGAAAGGUGCAUUGGUGCAAUACAAAAUAAUGGGCACUGCUUUGUAGCUGUGUUUCCUAAAAUAGCUCUUUAUUUACAAGCUGACUUACAGCAUGAUACUGAACGAUUAGCAACAUUGAUGCAAAAAGCAACAGUUACAUGUCAACGGUUCUUUAAUGACCAACAACUGACUGCUGAUGAUGUCCCAGUCGUUGUAGAUAAAUGUAUCAAGUUCAUUAUGACAAAUGGAUUACAUGAAAGUGGUAUCUAUCGUCAAAGUGGUGUUAAGUCUCAAAUCGCAAAGUUAUUAGAGAUAUUCCAUACUGAUGCUCAAAAAGUACAACUGGUGGUCGACACCUACAAUCUUCCUACUGUUACUGGUGUUCUUAAGAGGUUCUUCAGGGAAAUGGCUGACUCACUUCUAACCAAAACUCUUUAUGAGAAAUGGAUUAAGACAGCAGAAACUGAUGAUACUCAAGCCAAACUGAAUUGGUACAAAUACUUAAUCAAAGAACUGCCACUUGUCAACCAAAACACAUUAAAGAAACUGGUUACUCAUCUUUGGAGUGUUGCUGAGAAUGAGCAUUCAAAUAAAAUGGGUAUUGACCAAUUAGCAAUUGUGUUUGGUCCAACCCUGAUGUCAGGUGGAUCCAGCCAAAACAAUUAUUCCAAUACAAAUUCUGAGAUUACUGUUAUUCGUGAACUCAUCAAGUACCAUGAACGCUUGUUUGAAUUGCCAGUCAAAAAUAAAGAGAUUGAGAAAAAAAUACAGGAAGCUUGUGAGAAGAUGGAAAAUCUGAAGAAGGUUUCUGUGGUAUCUGAUUCUUUGCUGCUUCAUUUGUAUGUGGGUGUCUACGAUUCCCAACCAAUAGCAACCACUGUUUCCUGGACUAUGAAUGGUGGAGAUAUUUUAGAAAGAGUCCAACCUAAAAUUUGUUUGAAGGGCGUUGACUGGAUUCUUUAUGAAACUGUCUGCAAUGGAACACUGGAGCGACCAAUACAUUCUACAGAAAAUAUAGAAGAUGUUCUCAGCCAGUAUAAAUUCUGGGAUGAAACUGAUGCUCGAGAGACUCGUUUGCUGGUCAAACAGUCUCAUCUGUGUGUCAACUUCAAAGAAUAUUUUGAUCCCAGCAAAACUCUUAUGGCUGAGCUUGAAUUUUGUGAAAAGAAAGUGUCUCGCAAAUAUUGGUUUGAAUUUUCCCAAGCUAAAUUGUCUUAUUAUAAAGAUACAAAGGGUUCACCAAUAGCCACAUGGCGAAUAGAAGAUUUGAAUAUUUACAUGGGAAUUGAGCAAAACAGAGAUCCAAAACUACGCCCUGGUUUUACUUUUGUUGUGAAGAAUGAGAAACAGAAAAGGUCAAAAGAUACACCCUAUUUUGGCAAAGCUUUAUACUUCCCUACAGUACAUGAUAUGUAUGUUUGGUAUGCUGGCAUGAUGUUUACAAAGCAUUGUUGGUUAGACGUUACUAAUGGGACAAUCCGUUCCACGCGGCAUUUCCAGUGUUGAGAGAAACUGUGCAGCUUGGGUGAAUAAUACCACAAGGUACUUUUGUUUGACACACUGGUACAUGGGAAAUUUUCUUGCAGAUGAGUAUAUCUGUUGCUGAUGCUAACACACUCAAUACACCAUCAUCAUCAUCAUUAUCAUUUUGAAGUUAGGACUUCUUGUGCCAGCUUCUUCCUCUCCUUUGCAUUCUCCUUACCCAGCAACCUCUGAUUGUAACGUUUCCAAGUCUCUUUCUUCUCACAUUGUUAAUAUGGUUAAAUACACUUCUGUCAUUGUGUAUUUAUUUUUUUUCUCAGUGAAGUUUUAAUUUAUUGUGAAAUACUGUCGGCAAUCUGGAACACCUCACUAUCCUCUUGUUGCAAAAAUUGAUAAUUGAUUGUCUCUUUACAGAACAUUAGUUCUAGACAAGCCUCUCAUUUUCAGCUUCUCUUCAAGCUGCUUAUGCCUGACAUCUACCUUCUUUUAAACCUACAUCAUAUCAUUCCUUGCUUCUUGCUUUCUUCUAAUCAUUCCAAGCCUGUCUUUUUAGAUUUUAUUCCUCUAUGAGCUAUAUAAGUUUGGAUGAUUUGGUAUGUGGCUCACAGCAUGUUGUCUUGUAGAAACUUACCAUUUACCCUCUAUAUUAUACGUCUCUAUCCCCUCUUCCAGUUUGUCUUCUGCAUCAAAUACUAUUCCUUUGAACCUAUGUCUUGCAAAGGAAUCUUUCAGAUUCCAUUCCUUCUCACAUUGUCUUUUGUCUCUGAGUCCAUCUGGCUCUGGCCUUGGGGUGACUGGUCACUAGUCUCGGUUGAGUGGUUCACUCUUCACUGGGGAAUGAUUUAGUUUCACAAUUAAUGACCUAUCAUGUUUCCCUGGGAAAUCUGUCUAGCUUACUGCGUUCACCUGCUUGAUAGGUGAUCAAAUUGCUAACCAUUUUCCUGAAGUUAAAGUUACAAAUUGUCAGAUCAUUUGUGACACAAGAGCCUAACAGUGUUCAUUUUCCCCCAUUCCCCAUGCAAUAGCCUUAGUAUCCAUAUAUACUGCUGUAGCUAUCAUAUUGUUGCCUAAUAUGUCCAUAUAAGUAACCCACAAUGAUAAUAAUAUUGCUGUCAGCAUUGUUGUGGUAGUAUGCCUUUGAGAAACAUUCCUGCUGUUUUUCUGUCAGUCUCCAUUGUGGUGUAAAUGCAGUUGUCACUGUUAUCCAUGAUUAGUCUAAGCUGAUUUUACAGUCACAUACUUAGACUAACUCAGUUUCUUUGUCCAUUUUGCAUACCGACAACAUGGCUACUGCACUAACAUUAAUGCUGCUACUUUUAAGAAUUUGCACCUUUGUUUCUUGCCCAUAAGGAUUUGACUGAGAUUCUGCUGUCUUAACUCUUUUACCCUGUCUAUAUCUACUUAUCCCCACUUAAGUGUCUCACAAUUGCCCUACUGUCAAUGCUGAUGGAAGUAACCCUGAAAUUUUAUACCUGUUAAGGUGAGAGGAGUUUCCAAUGUUUGAAUUGUUUGAUGUUGGUUUUCUAAAUACACAUUGGACUUCUCUACAGUUUCUCUCUAUCCAAAUUUUAUUUGCAAUGCUUUGGUCAAUCCAAGACUUUGAUAGAAUUAUAGAAAACACAUAUCCAAGGUUCACUGAGAUCAAACUCAAAACCAUGUGUUGCAGAGCAAACUUCUAAACCACAUGAUUGUGCUUGUAUUUUUAUUUUCUGUUGGUUUGGUCUGGAAUAAAGAACUGUUUUCAUGUCCAUUACACAACCUCUAAACCUGGAUAUUAAACUCACUGAAAUAUGAAGACAUUGUCAAAUGGAUAACUGUUAUUUAUUUUCUGAUGAUGUAGGUUUGUAAAUAAAUACUUAAAAUACAUAGUAUAUCACAAAGCAGAAAAUUAUAGGAAGCAACCUGAUUAGGGAUCAUGUGACUUUGACUACUGUGAAGUUAGGUAGAUGUAACUUCACAAUCAUAGCACUUUCAUUCUUAGGCCCACUCAAAGCUUUCUUUCUAGACUUUUAAAAUCUAAAUCUAAUACACCAAUAUUAAAUAUGUGGUGUUAAUCUAUUCUUUUGCUUAUAUUAAUUGUUUUUCAAGAUGCAUUACAUAUUGUAAAAACCCAUGUAAUUUAUGCAUUUUUUUCACAAAAAUAAAAAUAAACUUUACGGGUCUGUAAAUUACAUGAGUAGAUCGUUUCCAGAAUUUUUUUAGAAAUUGUUUUGUUGUAAAAAGACGAACAAAAUGUAAACAUUUGUACUGGAAGUUGACUCAUUUAAAGUCAGAAUAGGUUUUUAUAGGAAAAAAAAUAAGGGCUUAAAUAUAAUGAAGUUGACUUUUAUUUAUGCUGGAUAGUAUAAUGCUUACUUUUUGUAUAAAUUUACUAAAACCAUUAAAUGGUUAACUACUUGUUGAAGUCUGAUGUUCAUGCUAGUAAUCACGGUCUGGGCCAUAUUUUAUAUAUUUUACUCAGCUGAGUAAAGUGUCAUUCAAGCUGAUGUUUAUUGGUAAUUAAACUCAAUUUGCAACACCUGUGCAUAUUUAUCUGCUUGGUUUUUGUUGAUAAGAAUUAUCAACAACUUUUCCUGUGAUCAUGAUUUGAGAAGACAUACAGAAGUGUGUGAAAGAUCAGACAUAAUCUCUUGUGGGCAAGAAAUAUAAAAUAAAGUUUAUUAUUGUAAUAAUAGCUUUCAAUGUGAUACUUGUUAAACAGAAAUUAUUUUUAUUUAAUGAAAAUUUAAUAAAAUUUAAUCAUAAGUGAAAUUAUGCUAAAUACAACUAAAUUGAAAACCUUUUCUCCCUGGCCAUAUCGGCAAUUCUGGAAACUUUUGGGUGCAAAUUUUACAUGAGUAGAAGCUUGUUUUAAAAAUUUUUAUCCUGAAAAUCACCUGUGUAAAUUACACAGGUGUGCUAAUUACAUGAGUUUUUACAGUAAUUAUAAAUUUUUUCCUGUCUUAACAUACA